CUUAACUCCCAACCAAUGUGGGACUUUGGCAUUUUGCCAAACUUCAACAAUACCAACAGCUAAAUGGACACCGCCUUCAUAGGACAUAAAUUUUUUAUCUACUUUCACCAUGUUUUUCAGAUUGAAAUAAUGAAAAGACUCAGACAUCCUAACGUGUUGCUAUUCAUGGGGGCCAUAUUUUCUCAAGAAAAACCUGCUAUCGUCACUGAGUUUUUGCCCAGGGGAAGUCUUUUCAAAACGCUUCACCGAAAUAAUAAGCCAUUAGACUUCAGUCGGCGUCUUAGGAUGGCCCUCGAUGUGGCAAGAGGUAUGAAUUAUUUGCAUCGCCGAAACCCACCUAUUGUACAUAGAGACCUGAAAUCUUCAAAUCUGCUUGUCGAUAAAAGUUGGACUGUCAAGGUUGGAGAUUUUGGCCUUUCAAGAUUUAAAGAUGCAACCUUUCUAACAUCAAAAUCUGGGCGAGGGACGCCGCAGUGGAUGGCUCCUGAAGUACUUCGAAAUGAACCUUCAACAGAGAAAUCUGAUAUCUUCAGUUUUGGUGUGAUCCUAUGGGAAUUAAUGACUGAAUCUAUACCAUGGAGCAACCUUAACUCUUUACAGGUUGUAGGAGUUGUUGGAUUUAUGAAUCGUAGAUUGGAAAUUCCAGAAAAUCUUGAUACUCGAGUUUCUCCAAUCAUCCGCGAUUGUUGGCAAAGCAAUCCAGCACUCCGUCCAUCAUUUGAAGACAUAAUUCAAAGGAUGACAGACGUAAUUCUCUCGUUUACAGGGUUGCCAGCUAGGAAGAACACGGCCAUAUUAUCAAACACGAUUUGACAGGUUACUACACAUAACAACUUAUAUAAAUUCACUAGUCCAAGUGAAUACAUAAGGCAGUGCAACUUGUUUUUCUCUCUUUCACAAUCUUUUCUUGUUUUAAAGUUUUGGUUAAUGUUCUUCAUUUAGCUUGAAAGUGAAGGGGUGUUGUUAGAACUAAGAAGCAUAUAUAGUCCAUAGCCUCCUUAGGAAAAAAUAGUGUAAAGAUUAUAUCAAAGUGAGCUGUUCCCUUAUUGAAUGUUUAUGGAGGAGAGUUAAGGUCAAAUAUACCCUUGAUUGAAUUGAUUUACAAAGUACACUAUGACGCUGUAAUAAAAUUUCAAGCAUCAAGUUAUUUGUACAUUCUAGUAGAA
Molecule: messenger RNA, 1166 nt
Organism: Nicotiana tabacum (common tobacco)
Lineage: Eukaryota; Viridiplantae; Streptophyta; Magnoliopsida; Solanales; Solanaceae
Source: RefSeq, a predicted model, not a curated record